Messenger RNA from Malaclemys terrapin pileata, 1194 nucleotides. RefSeq names its product delta 4-desaturase, sphingolipid 1 (gene DEGS1). Gene Ontology annotation, biological process: ceramide biosynthetic process. Gene Ontology annotation, molecular function: sphingolipid delta-4 desaturase activity. The transcript is spliced from 3 exons. The record is from RefSeq and is a predicted model, not a curated record. Gene Ontology annotation, cellular component: membrane. NCBI's taxonomy places the organism in Eukaryota, Metazoa, Chordata, Testudines, Emydidae. Bases 61 to 1032 code for a protein of 323 amino acids.
CCGUCUGUGUGCGAGUCGAGUCGGCUGAGGGGGCGUCGGGAAGGGCGCGGCGCUGCAGCGAUGGGGAACGCGGUGGCUCGGGAGGACUUUGAGUGGGUUUACACGGACCAGCCCCACGCCGAUCGCCGCAAGGCGAUCCUAGCUAAACAUCCAGAAAUAAAAGCUUUAAUGAAGCCAGACUACAACUUGAUAUGGGUGGUUGUACUGAUGGUUCUUGCACAGUUGAUUGCAUUUUAUCUAGUUAAAGACUUGGACUGGAAAUGGGUUAUGUUCUGGGCUUACGUUUUUGGCAGCUGCAUCAGUCACUCAAUGACUCUGGCUAUUCAUGAGAUCUCUCACAAUGGUGCCUUUGGCAAUUGCAGAGCUAUGUGGAAUCGGUGGUUUGGAAUAUUUGCCAAUCUCCCUCUUGGCCUCCCAUACUCUAUAUCUUUCAAGAGAUACCACAUGGAUCAUCAUCGCUAUCUAGGAGGUGAUGGAAUUGAUGUGGACAUUCCUACUGACUUUGAAGGCUGGUUUUUCUGUACUCGUUUUAGGAAGUUCAUAUGGAUUGUUCUUCAGCCUUUUUUCUAUGCUAUUCGACCUCUCUGCAUCAAUCCCAAACCAAUUUCUCGAUUGGAAAUCAUCAACUUGUUGGCUCAGCUCUCUUUUGAUGUUGUAAUAUACUACUACUUGGGAAUUAAAUCAGCCUUCUACAUGGUUGCAGGAUCAAUACUUGGACUGGGGUUGCACCCAAUUUCAGGACACUUCAUAGCUGAACAUUACAUGUUCUUAAAGGGACAUGAGACUUACUCCUAUUAUGGGCCACUUAAUUUGCUCACUUUUAAUGUUGGCUACCACAAUGAACACCAUGACUUUCCCAAUAUUCCUGGCAAGAGCCUUCCAUUGGUGAAGAAAAUAGCAGCUGAAUACUAUGAUAAUCUUCCACAAUAUAACUCCUGGAUAAAAGUGCUUUAUGACUUUGUGAUGGAUGACACAAUCAGCCCUUACUCACGCAUGAAAAGGAAAUUAAAGGGUGAUGUGAAACAGGAUUAAACUUCUGCCAACCGAAAGACUCUACAAAGCAAGAUCUAGGAUAUUUAGCAAGAAUUUCUUGUAUCAGCUACUGGAAAAGAAGUUUAUUUGUAUCCUGAAUUAUUAAACUUCAGACAUCUACAAGAAUGCAUUGGUGUAUCCUAAAACAGACCUCUUCAGACC